Messenger RNA from Fimicolochytrium jonesii, 1045 nucleotides. RefSeq lists its product as uncharacterized. Bases 221 to 856 code for a protein of 211 amino acids. The transcript has 6 exons. The record is from RefSeq and is a predicted model, not a curated record. NCBI's taxonomy places the organism in Eukaryota, Fungi, Chytridiomycota, Chytridiomycetes, Spizellomycetales, Powellomycetaceae.
GCUCAGCCGGAAAUAUCGGAAAGGAUGGCCGUCAUCAGAAAUGUUAUACUGGGGUAACGAGGGACGUUGACAUCUGGAUUUUCAUGAACCAACACUUCCAUUGAGCGGCAUCCCAACAGAGAUCCAGAAGGUCCAAGUCGCUGCUCACCUCCGUCAUUCAUCGCUCCGUGUCCAACCACUCCCUGUCACACGCCCGUCUUACACACAAAGUCACCCAAAAAUGUCCAGAUACGACACCCCUAACAUCGACCUCAAGUCGGGCAUCUCCGCCGACGAGAAGGAACAUCUCUACAAGCAUGUUGUAUGGGAAGGAGCACAAGCUGCUGCCGUAGGCGCCGCGGCUGCCGGUGGAGCUACUUUGCUGGGAAACAAGUUUUGGCCGGCGUUUAGGCAACUUCGUCUACCGUUUAAGACAUUCUUGAUCCUUGGUAUUACGACCGGAACCUUCUUCACAGUGGCAGACCGCGCAUCCAUACGCGUAUCCCGCAUGGUAGCCGCCCGCCGAACGCAUACCGGUGAAGCCCAAGUCGAGGACGCGGAUCACCCCGUCAUCAAACCGAUUGUUGGCGUGCGGGAAUGGCUGAUCAAGGAGCGAUACCCACUUGUCUUCGGAUUGUGGUCGGGCACGAUGACCGCCGCGUUACUGUACAACUUCAGGAGGGUAGACAUCACGCGAGCACAAAAGAUCAUCAACUCCCGUAUGGUUGCGCAGACGUUUGCAUUGGCUGGACUAGGUGGCAUUGCAGCUCUCGCUGCGACCGACCCAUAUGAGAAGCAAGUUGACCAGAGCUUUGAGCGUAUCCUCCACCAAGCAGAGUUGCACCAGAAGCAAGAAGAUGCCGCGAAAAAGCACUGAAGAACGCACUUUCUAAGCACUGAAGAACGCGUUCGACGGAAACGUUAAGGGCUCGCAACCCCUUUUGCGGUUGCAAGAUCUCAUUAUCAUUGAUUGUGGAGUAGCGCAAGCCUCUAUACCAAUACAUGGCGAACUACAGAGCAAAAUUUACGUCGAAGGGAAGGGUGCUUUCUCUAAUGACAGGAUCUG